ACUCAAAAAUUGGCAACCACUCUUACCGACAAUGCAAUUGUACCACCUGAUGCCCUGACCACGGAACCACAACCCUGCACCCCCAUUACAUAUUCUCAUAUACUCAGCAGCUGCAUUGCACUAUACCAACCAUGAGCGACCUCCUCUCCAACAUUUCCAAGAUGUUGUGCAUCAAGGCAAGAUCCGAGGCUACGCAGGCUGGCGAGGACGAUGGCUAUCCGGUGGACGAGUGCCGCGUCUGCCUGUCGAGGAUCCGCGUCGGCGAGGCCACCCGGGGACUGCCGUGCCGGCACGUUUUCCACCGGGACUGCAUCGACCGCUGGUUGGUGUCCUGCAAGCGGACCUGUCCGCUCUGCCGGGUGUUCGUGGCCGACAAGAACAGGCAUCCGGUGGCGGCCAAGCACACCAGCCGUGAAGCACUCACCGACGACCUGGUGAUUUGGUUCUCCACCGUGCUCGUCCCCGGUUUCUGAGGCUAAGAUCGUCUUCAUUUUCGAUUGAAGCCAGUAUUGUUUUCAUUUUUUUUGCGAGUACUAUUCAACUUAUAUAUACCUUUGUUAGACUAUAGAACAGCUUUCAAAAUAUUUCUGUAUGCACGCAGGAUAUAGUUUCUGGUUUCAUUUUAAUUGUUGGAAACAACCUUUGUACUGGGUGCUGCAUACUAAACGAGAAUGACUGAAAAUAAGCAGUUUGAGUAAAUUAAAUGACGUCAAAAUUUUUGCCACUCAA
Panicum virgatum (switchgrass) is the source of this 729-nucleotide messenger RNA. RefSeq names its product E3 ubiquitin-protein ligase RNF165-like. Bases 132 to 473 code for a protein of 113 amino acids. The record is from RefSeq and is a predicted model, not a curated record. Lineage: Eukaryota; Viridiplantae; Streptophyta; Magnoliopsida; Poales; Poaceae. The transcript has a single exon.